Molecule: messenger RNA, 324 nt
Organism: Gongylonema pulchrum
Lineage: Eukaryota; Metazoa; Nematoda; Chromadorea; Rhabditida; Gongylonematidae
Source: the annotation of a GenBank genome assembly
AUGGAGGAAAGUUUUACGGCCGAAUUUCUGUCGCCGCUGAACGAAGAACCACCCUCAGCAGCUGUAGCCGGUGUUCUCAUCAUGAACCAACAGCAACAGCAGCAGCCACAGCAGCCGCCGCUGCAACAUCAGCCGCAGCAGCACCAACCAGAGCAGAUCAAACAACCGGCAAAUGCUGCUAGAUCGACGCAGCAGGUAUAUCGCUGUGAAGCGUGUAACAAAACGGUCAGUUCAAGCCGAAGUUUGAAACGUCAUCGUGGAACAUGCAGGCAAUACAACAUCGAAUAUGGACAUUUGAAUCAAACGAGCAGUACUAAUGCACAG